CUGCUGGAUCUUAGUGCUAAAGUUGCGGCCGCCUACAUUCCGUUCCAGCGAAUAGAGGAACGAUACAACCGGAUACCAGAGCCAGUGCAACGGCGAAUCAUCUUCUGGUCGUUUCCGCGCAACGAGCGCGAUAUUUGUAUGUACUCGUCGUUAUCCACCGAUUCCGUCGAUUACCAAAAACUGCCGUUCUACAAAGGAUUAAAGUUAUACGAGUGUGGAUACGUUGAGAGUGUGCUUCAAGUCGGCUUCCAUUUGUCCGGCGUCAUCGCGCCCAAAUCUACGCUGCACGUAGGAGCCAGUAGUGGAUACGAUGGGCCCGAAAAACGCUACCGUAUUUCGAUAUCAUUCGAUCGAUGCAAAAUUACGGCUGUCACGUGCACUUGCGAUUCCCACGAUAUAUUCUGGUGUCAGCAUGUCGUGGCGCUGGCCAUAUACCGAAUACGAAACGCAGAAACUGUCAAACUCCGAGUGCCAAUUUCCGAAACGCUUCUGCAAAUGUCGCGAGAGCAAUUGCAGAAAAUGCUCCAGUACCUGAUUGCCGAGCACCAUACAGCUGUUUUGCCUUCAGCCCAACGUCUGGCGGACGAGCUCCGACAGAAUCACAGCGUCAUCAACCAGAUUUCAGGCGCUCCGGAUCCGACCGCAGGUGGAGCAGCCGACGAUGAGAACGCGUGGCACCUCGACGAGAGCCAAGUCUCCGAGCAAGUUCGGACCUAUCUCAAUCAAGGAGGGCAUUACCAUGCCUCCUCGAGACCUCUUGGAGCGCUCUUCGGAAAAGUGAAGGAAAUGCUCCGGGCUCGGGACGGUAACGGAGCUCGAAUGCUGCGUUUGAUCACCGAACAAUUCCUCGACGAUCCUCGCUUGGUGAUCUGGAGGGCUCAGGGUACGCCGAUGACGGACAAAUGCAGACAGCUCUGGGAUCAGCUGGGCGCCCUUUGGGUCUGCAUCGUCCUAAAUCCCCACUGUACGGCCCACGAGAAAGCCCAGUGGCGGGAGUAUCUGAUGAAAUGGUCGGACUCGUGUCUGUGUCCGUUGGAAGACGCCGACUUCCGACCCCCAUCCCAUCACAAUGUUGUGAAUCAUCCCAUGGAGGAGGUAUCGGAAGAAUCUUCAAGCUCUGAAGAAGACGAGGACGAGGUCGCCCGUUUCAACCCGGCCUACAGAGAACGCGAACGUCGACGGACAAGCGACAGGAAAUACUACCAGCCCCGUUCGAUAUUCCAUCGAGCCCUCGAAUCGUGGGGCCUUUCGUGGGAGGACCCCCAUCUGCGUUACAUAUUGGCGCACGACGGAGCCGAUGACGACUUUCUCCGACAAUAUAGAUAUCCUCUGCCGGGCAGUUCAUCAUCCGUCUCUCUACCUAUGUCGUACAAGCUGGAGAAAUUCAACACGCAAGGCUAUCCCCUCUGGCACGAGCACACACCGACUGCGUGUUCUCGAGUCGAGGCGCUACGCUCCCACGGCUACCGACAGGAAUCACUCCGAUUGGCCGUUGCGAUCGUACGGACGUGGAAGCGUCAACAGACCGAAUGGAAACGAUGGCAAAACUCCUCGCCGAGCCGUUCAUCGUCGAAGACCUCGUUGCCAAACAACGCCGAAGGCUGGAUCGGGCACUCGUUGAACCCUGUGGGCUCCCUGUUCGACACACUUGCCGAAGCGUCGCUGAUCUCCGAGAGCAAACACGGCCUCGAGUAUUUUUACGAGUCGUUGUACACAAUAGGGACGCCGUCUUCCCAGAAUAACUCGACUCGUGAGAAGCCCCGCUAUCAUCAUGUUCACGUGCCUGGUAGUAUGGAUCCGCAGGAAAGCUACCUCAGUCUCGCCGUCGAGGCUGCUCUGAUCGGUUUGGGCCAACAACGCUGCAUGCCGUUGGGAGUUUAUGCUCAGGAGAAGGCAGCCAAACAGGAGGAGAACAUGAUCACCAAACUCCAGGAUAUCGAAAGUGAUCUUGUGCUCAUCUCAGUGCUGAGGAGGCAGGCCAGCUUACUCCUAGAGUGCGGGCCCUUCUCCGGAUUGGGAUCGCACAUACAUCCUGAGAGUGUUCCUAUGCAUAAAUUCGCGCACUAUAUUUUCAAUGCGCUCCUCCAUCACGAUCCUGACCUCGCCUAUGCCGUUGGUCUCCGUGCAAUGAGACUGCCUAUCCUAGAGGAUCAGGUCGAACCUGACGAUCCAGGAAACAAUAGUGCGGGCCCCGGGGCCCCCAUGCACCUCCAUAAUAGGUACCCUCGCUGGAUCACGCUCCCGAAUAUCGAAGGACAACAAUGCGCACUCGCGUCGACGAUGCUGUCGGCGGCAAAGAAUGAUGUCAUGAGGCUACGAACGGUAUUGAAAGCGGCGCAGAGAAACAUUCACAGCUCUGUGCAGUUGUUCAAGCUCGCUCAAGACGCCUUCCGUGUCGCGGUCCCGCAACCACCGGAGGGACCCGUACCGAACACCCCGAUGGGCCAAACUCUCCCCACGAGACAUUUGGCGCUCCUGAACGUCUCCUUCGAACUCGGUCUGCAGGUAUUGCGCGUCACGUUGAACGUGACGAAUUGGCGACGACGCGACAUGGUCCGCUGGCUAGUCACAUGCGCCACUGAAAUCGGCCUGGAUGCGCUCAUUUCGAUUCUGGUGAAAUGGAAUCAACUGUUUGCGCCUCUGGAAGCGACGAAAGACGUGGCCUCGAUCGUCAUGAACCAUCAGACGAUCAUGCGACUCGGUCUGGAUCACCAACAACAAGAAGAACUGUCGUCGUGCGCUCGCACGCUGGCCCUGCAGUGCGCCUCGAAAGACCCACCGAGUUGCGCGCUGAGUGCUCUGCAGUUAUGCGAGAACGACAGGGCUUCGUUCGAGCAGGCCUACAACGUCGUUGUCGACGCCGCAGCAACGGGAUUCAUGGCCAGCCAACAGCUUUUCAGCGUGGCUCGCUACAUGGAGCAUCGUGGUUACGCGAACCGCGCCUACAAACUCGGUAUGCUAGGCAUGAAAGGAGUGCACAUCCAAUACAAUCAGGAUUCGCACCUCGAGAUCGGGAACAUUCAUUGGGCUUGCGCCCUGGCGCAUUCGCUCGGCCGGACCGAGCUGGCGAACUUGGUUCCGCUGCUGGUGAAAAACGUUCAAUGCGCAACGGUUCUGUCAGACAUUCUGAGACGUUGCUCGAUUGCCACGCCGUCCAUCGCUCACUUGGAUGCGGCCAAACGUCGCUGCGUGAAGCCUCUUUCGUUGGAUAGGCCUCCGUUAAGACCUCUACUCGAGGCUGCUAUCUCUGCGUACGUCAACACAACGCACUCGCGGCUAACGCACAUCUCGCCGCGUCAUUACGGCGACUUCAUCGAUUUCCUUUCGAAGGCCCGAGAAACGUUUAUGUUGGCGCAUGACGGACACUUGCAAUUCAAUCGACUCAUUGAGAACAUGAAACUCGCCUACAAAGGCAAAAAGAAACUCAUGUUCCUCGUCAAAGAGAGAUUCGGAUAA
Galendromus occidentalis (western predatory mite) is the source of this 3456-nucleotide messenger RNA. Its product is annotated as zinc finger SWIM domain-containing protein 4-like. Lineage: Eukaryota; Metazoa; Arthropoda; Arachnida; Mesostigmata; Phytoseiidae. Gene Ontology annotation, cellular component: Cul2-RING ubiquitin ligase complex. The transcript is spliced from 9 exons. Bases 139 to 3456 code for a protein of 1105 amino acids. The record is from RefSeq and is a predicted model, not a curated record. Gene Ontology annotation, molecular function: zinc ion binding.